Molecule: messenger RNA, 1200 nt
Organism: Lithohypha guttulata
Lineage: Eukaryota; Fungi; Ascomycota; Eurotiomycetes; Chaetothyriales; Trichomeriaceae
Exons: 2
Coding region: 1-1200 (399 amino acids)
Source: RefSeq, a predicted model, not a curated record
AUGUUUCCUCAACACAUAUAUCACAAGUUAGAAGGAGGGGCGAUUCGUUUACUCAGGAUCCAUUCUCGAUCAGACUUCACGCUUGAGAACACAUACUGGAAGAACAGCGCGCCUUAUGUUGCCAUCUCCCACUGCUGGGGGGACGCCGACGAUCUCUGCAAUGUCACUAUCAACGGAGCGGGAGUUUCGCUGCGGAAGCAUGUCGCAGCAAUGCUAGGCAGCCUCUAUGAACAUCAUCACUGCGAUCUACAAGAGAAGGCUGAGCAGGUGUCGUUGAUGGGACAAAUAUACGGAAAGGCUGACCAAGUCUACGCCUGGUUAGGAGAAUCGGACCCUGAAGUCGAUGACAUCUUCGACGUCUUACAGCAAUUUCGAGACUAUCGAGAGCAUGAGCAUUCGCUCGAACAUAUGGACGCUGCUGAAAGUCUAUCUUUCCACAGAGAUUCGUUUAGAAGGAUUUAUCAGACUAGAAUCGGUCUCAUGCCGGAACCCAGCAACUCGGAUGGUGACGAUCUACACGAAGAGUUCAACCUACUGCGUCCAUUCUUGAUGAUUCCAUAUUGGCGCCGUGCCUGGAUCAUCCAAGAACUCAUCCUGGCAAAAACGGUGAUUGUCUGUUACGGCAAUCGAUCGAUAGACCUCCACGAUGUUUAUGGCACCAGCCUUGACUGGGGUUCUUUCGAACAAGGAUUCGACGCAGGCGUAAUACAGAUCGCUGGACGGACGAACUUGAAACAACACUCCCGAGCAUGGAAAAUCAUUCAGGCUAUCUGUGGACACCGUCGAUUGAGAAAGCGACUAGAAUGGGAGAAUGGUGAAGAGUUCAGGUUUCUUCAGAGUGGCAACGAGGAGAUUGAGAGUCGAGCUGUGGUACUUAUGAAGAUGUCAGAGCGAGGAGACGUCGCGAUGUUUGAUGAGGUGAUUGGACUGUAUGCCCAGAACCAUUGCAAACAUCUGAGGGACAAAGUCUACGCUUUCCGAGAAUUGGUCCCACAAUGGAGAGAAAAUGUCGUCGUCGACUAUGACAAAAAGUCCGAUCUGGAAGUGUUUCAAGAUGUCGUGCGACUUGGUUUAUUGAAGCCGCAAAAGCACGGCGGAGGACACGUGGCAUUUUGGUUGUGGUCAGCGAUGAAUCUCGGGGAUCGCUCUGAGUUUGACAGCUUUCUGCGUGAACAUCUCCCAGAGAUUUCACAACGAUAG